Naegleria lovaniensis is the source of this 1749-nucleotide messenger RNA. RefSeq lists its product as uncharacterized. Gene Ontology annotation, molecular function: protein N-acetylglucosaminyltransferase activity. The transcript has a single exon. Bases 1 to 1749 code for a protein of 582 amino acids. Gene Ontology annotation, cellular component: endoplasmic reticulum lumen. Lineage: Eukaryota; Heterolobosea; Eutetramitea; Acrasida; Naegleriidae. The record is from RefSeq and is a predicted model, not a curated record.
AUGACAUCACCAACCACACAUCGUUCCAUGCAAUUAUUACUUCGAAUUUACUUCUUUCUCUGUAUAUUCUCAGUAUUUAUUAUCAUUACAUUUCAUGCACAGCUCGGACGUGUUCAUGAAGAGUCGGGCAAUGAGGAGAGCAUACUCCGAAAAAUUACAACCACCGGAGGGAAUUUAAUGAAAAAACAACACUGGUUGGUGAAUAAGAUAUUAACCAAGAUGAAUUCGAAACAACAAUCUCAUACCAAUCAAGAACAGAAAAAUCAUGCCAAUCAAGAACAGAAAAUACCUUUGAAUCAAUUGGAUCAAAAUGAUGAUCAGAAUCUUGUUGUGCAUCAGAGUAAGAUCAAACAAAGAGAAAUACCUCCUCUUGUUUGUUCCAAAGCCAUGAAUAGCAAUCAACCAGAUAUACCGAAUUUUCAAUCUCGGGUUUGUUAUAACGAGUAUGACUGUGGAUUAUUGAAACGAUGGCGAGACAACAAGAUUGAAAUGUGUCUUCCAACGAAAACGAAUAAUGAAGGAUCAUCACUCACGUGUUACAUGACGACCAAUGAACAUGUACCAGCAGCUACUCGACCUCACACCAUUUGCGAAUCCAAUAAUUUAAUUAUUGAUUUUUCAAAAUUAAUACCUGCCCAAUGCUUAAAGUAUAGACCUGGAUACUUGUGUAGGAGAAAUACUUAUUUUAAUUAUUUGGAAGGCGCUUUAGUGGCUGAUUGUGAAAUUAGCAAGUCACGAUUCACACUUGACAAGUUUCCAAAUGAUUUUGGAAAGGAUAUCUUUUCCUCGUUCAAGAUGCUCAGAGAUGCACCCAAAAAAGAAGAAUUAUUUGUUGAUGGAACAACACUUUUUGUAUCGAGAGAAAUUGAUGAACAUGUGAACAUGUUUCAUGCAUCCACCGAUUUUUUCAACACCUAUUUAAUGUAUGAAUUUUUCCAAAUUCAAGAUAAUCAUCAAGUCCAAGUAGUACUUCUUGACAAUCAUUUCCCAGGACCUUAUGACAUGAUUUGGAAUAAUACCUUCUCAUUUAGAAGACCAAUGAAACGAGCAACUGAAUUUUCUGGCAAGAUUGUGAAAUUUGAAAAAGCCAUCUUUCAGCCUGCUGGAUAUGCGUCUCCAUUAUUAUCUCAUUUGACCGAUUUUUCAAAAGCAAAUUCCAAUCAAUGUUCCCAACGAUUGAAAACUCUCACGGCAUACACCGAGCGAAUCCUUACUGGGUUUAAUAUUCCACCUCGAUCGAGCCAACCCAGUAGUGACAUUAUUCGAGUACUCUUCGUGAGUCGAAGACCCUAUAACAAACAUGGAGUCGAACACAGUUACAUGGGACGACAAAUUGCGAAUGAAGAUGAUCUAUUGAAGGCUCUCAAAAAGUAUGAGCUCGAACACAAGAAUAUUGUUGUUGAGAGGGUUGAUUUUGCCCAGCUUACUUUCAAGGAACAAAUUCAAAAAACCUACCAUUCAGAUUUUUUAAUUGGAAUGCACGGUGCUGGUCUCACACAUGCGUUCUGGUUGCCACCUUCACAGUCAGCAGUCCUUGAAUUGUGGUCCAUCAAAGAAGUUCAAAAUUGGCAAUGUUUCGAACAAAUUACUCUGUGGAAAGGAAAUUUGUACGAGAUUUGGAAAAAUUCAAAUCCAAAGAAUCAUUGGAAAGAUAGUAAGGGCGACUAUACCAUUAUAGAUGUGGAUGAAUUUAUGAAAAUGUUUGAGAGAAUGCUCAAAGAUUUAAGAGCAAUGAGAAAAAAUUUGUAA